This is a messenger RNA of Lotus japonicus, 783 nucleotides long. Its product is annotated as protein yippee-like At5g53940. The record is from RefSeq and is a predicted model, not a curated record. Bases 118 to 510 code for a protein of 130 amino acids. The transcript has 5 exons. Gene Ontology annotation, cellular component: ubiquitin ligase complex. Lineage: Eukaryota; Viridiplantae; Streptophyta; Magnoliopsida; Fabales; Fabaceae.
CAGCAGAACACUGUACAACUUCGACUAGUGUUUCAUUGUGUAGUCUGUCUGUGUUUUGUGUUGUCUGUGUCUGUGUUAGUGUGAGAGACAGAGCAAAGGUUCAUUCAAGCUUUGAAUAUGGGGAGGAUUUUCAUUGUUGAUCUCCAAGGACCAUGUUUCCAGUGCAGACACUGCAAAACUCCUGUUGCACGUGCUGAGGAUGUUCUCUCUCGGAGCUUCAAUUGCAGUCGAGGCAGGGCCUUUCUUUUCAGUGAAGUGGUGAAUGUAACAUUUGGGGAGCAACUGGAGAGACUGUUGACGUCUGGAUUGCACACAGUUGAAGACAUAUUUUGUUGUUUCUGUGGACAAAUUCUUGGAUGGAAAUAUGUUGUAGCUCAUGACAAAAAUGAAACCUACAAAGAAGGGAAGUGUAUCCUUGAGAGAUGGAGGAUAGUUGAGUAUGUUCCAGAGGAAUCGAACGUGGAUGCUAAUGCUGGGCCAAGUGCAAGUGAAGCAGAAAACAACGCCUAGCGAGCUGCUUCUUUUCAUGAUUUAAGAAUUUUAGCUAGCAAAUUUCAGAAACCGUUAGUAUUCAUCAAGAUAAAUUUUCAUUUUGAGGAUUUAUAAAUUUUUAUACCAGAGUGGAAGUGGAACUUCCUGUACAUUUAUGGAGGGGGUAUAAUUGACAUAUAGAUUUUAAGAGAAAUUCAUCUUAUAUUAUGGCUUCGGAUUAAGAUUUUUACUUUGCUUGAUCUCAAUAAUUCAGAUACAUGUGGAAAGUUAGGUUACUGUCCUAGCUAUAAA